Carassius carassius (crucian carp) is the source of this 2529-nucleotide messenger RNA. Its product is annotated as UDP-N-acetylglucosamine transporter-like. Gene Ontology annotation, molecular function: UDP-galactose transmembrane transporter activity. Bases 439 to 1425 code for a protein of 328 amino acids. Gene Ontology annotation, biological process: pyrimidine nucleotide-sugar transmembrane transport. The transcript has 8 exons. Gene Ontology annotation, cellular component: Golgi membrane. The record is from RefSeq and is a predicted model, not a curated record. Lineage: Eukaryota; Metazoa; Chordata; Actinopteri; Cypriniformes; Cyprinidae.
CAACGACUCAUAAUGAAGAUCGAAGAAACAAAACACUAGGAAGUACUUCAAGAUUGUUGCUAUUAAUAUGAAGCUUUUGUACACUUCACUUGACAGUCUGCUUUUCAUUCUCGAUGAAUGAGAGUAUCCGGCAUGGGUGGACACAUGAUAGAUGAACAUGCGCGAGGAACACCCAGAACGAGCGGUUUCCUCAAAUAUUAGCUUAGCUGGAGUAGCUCUCAGUGUUUAACUGUCAAAUUAAUACUCUACUAAACUAUUUAACUCAUUGUUUGUAGAUUCAACUUAUGUAGAACUCAUCUUAAAGGAUGAAUAUUUAACGGGGUUUUAACGAUUAGGUUUACCUUUAAGUAUCUAAGUUACUCACAAACUACAACUCUUGCGGAUCCUCAGUAAUCUUCAGAGAAGUCUGUCCUGGUCUCCUCGUGAGAGGCUGUCAUCAUGGCAUCAGUCAAGCUGAAGUACCUCUCUUUGGGGGUUCUGGUGUUCCAGACCACGUCCCUGGUGCUCACCAUGCGUUACUCACGCACCUUGCAGGGUGAAGGACAACGUUACCUGGCCUCUUCUGCAGUGGUGGUGGCAGAGUUCCUCAAGAUCCUCACUUGUGUGGGACUCGUCUUCAAAGAUCACAGUUACAGUGGCCGAGCGCUGAGCAGUAUUCUGAGACAGGAAAUUCUACACAAGCCUGUAGAGACGCUGAAGCUGGCAAUUCCAUCAGGGAUCUACACGCUACAGAAUAACCUGCUCUAUGUAGCACUGUCCAACCUUGAUGCAGCUACCUAUCAGGUGACAUACCAGUUGAAAAUCCUUACCACAGCCCUGUUUUCUAUGUUUAUGCUGGGCCGCAGGCUUGGGGUGUACCAGUGGUUGUCUCUGCUAAUUCUUAUGGCCGGCAUUGCACUUGUACAGUGGCCAGGAGACUCCCCGUCAGACCCUCAGAAAGAGCAGCUGACUGCAGGCUCACAGUUUGUUGGGCUGGUGGCUGUGUUGGUGGCCUGUUGCUCUAGUGGGUUUGCUGGUGUCUACUUUGAGAAGAUCCUUAAAGAGACCAAGCAGAGUGUUUGGGUUCGAAACAUCCAGCUUGGCAUGUUUGGCCUGGUUUUUGGGGUCUUCGGGAUGUUGGCCUACGAUGGUGACAGAGUCCAAGAACACGGAAUGUUUCAGGGCUACAACACGCUGACCUGGAUUGUGGUCGCUCUCCAGGCACUUGGAGGGCUCGUGAUAGCUGCUGUCAUCAAGUAUGCUGACAACAUACUGAAAGGCUUUGCUACAUCACUCUCAAUUAUCCUCUCCACAUUAAUUUCAUAUUUCUGGCUUGAGGACUUUGAGCCUUCCAGCGUGUUCUUCCUAGGCACAGUAUUGGUUAUAAUGGCAACGUUUCUCUAUGGUUAUGAGAGCAAGCCGGCACCCAACCCAAGUAGAGCAUGAAAAGGGGAUGGACAAGGUGAAAGUGGAGUGGAACAAAGGGAUGAAAUGAGUGGAAGGAAAGAGAAGAGAAGAGGAGGCAUAGAGAGCGGGAAAAAAUGAUUGAUACAAGGUUUGGAUAACAGGCUUGGCCACUGCUGUGCAGUGCUGAGCUGAAGUACACUGGGUGAAAUGCUCUGGGUCUUGGGUUUCAGUGAAACUCACGUUUAAGGUGAAAAACAAUAAUCGUCUCUUAUCACAUUAAUGGGUGAUGGAUAAAAACACUUCAUAAUGUGCCAUUUUCAAAUCUUGCUGGAUGCGCUGAGACCUUUUUUUGGAUAAUCAGGAUUUGAACCUUGAGCACAAAACUUGUUUGGCUCUUCUUGGCCAUUUAAUAUCCAUUCAUCUUCAAGGGGGAAUGGCUGCUUUUGGUUUGCAAAAGUGGCCUGCAGUAAUUUGCCACAAAUGAAACUUGAAUCUCAACAAUGGAUGUUACUGAGGGGGUCAUUGCAUCACUGUAUUUUUGUGUCAUUAUUCAAACUUCUUAAGUUCUAAAAAAUAUUUUAUGCUAUUUUAAUAGACUGGGUUGCUGCGUUAGUUUCUGAGGGAAUAAGGAAUUGAGGGAAUAAGGGAUCUUUCGUGAAUAAAAUGUAAACUUUUGAUAUUAUAAUAAUGAAAAUGAUAACAAUAAUUAUGAUGAUGCUAGCCGGUCAGUUUGUGGGAUGUUGUGAUUACAGAUUACCUCUGUCACAAGGCAACAAAGAAUACUUGAGUUACUCCAAUAUAUAUGCAAGGAAGUGCUUUUUUUAUCAACUUUGCACUAUGUGUGAAGCUAUAUUAGCAUCUGGUGAGGAGUAAUAUUAAAUCAGGUGUAUAAAUGUCUUUUUGUAAUUUCUUUAUUUUUCAAACAAAACACAUUUUCACCAGGGCAGCCCAAAAUUUUAAAGAAAAGGCUUGGCUUUUUUUUUUUUUUUUAAAGAUGUAAAAACAAUGCAUGCAGUCACAGUUUGAAAAAAGUAAUUAAUUAAAAAGGAAAAUAGAUUUUACAGUUAGGAUGCUCUAGCUGCCUCAGUCCUUCAGAACACACUGUGAACCUCAAAAUCAAUAAUCUCUACAUUGACCUCCGAA